Messenger RNA from Aureobasidium vineae, 660 nucleotides. The record is from the annotation of a GenBank genome assembly. Lineage: Eukaryota; Fungi; Ascomycota; Dothideomycetes; Dothideales; Saccotheciaceae.
AUGAAGGCGUUUGAGAAGAAGAUGAUGGGCCAGACAAGCCAAGACACGCAGAAGGACAUUGCAAAGUUCAAGGCUGAGAACGAACAUCUUCGCCACGAUUCUGACCAAGUGCUGGGAAAGAAGAGCGGCAUUGCCAACAGUCCAAAACGCAAAACGCCAAAGACACUUCCAGCAGGCGAUCUUUGGGCCAAUGUCGCCAUGUCGAGUCCUUUCGUGGACGACGCCGCAGACAAGGAUCAGUCCCCUCUGCGGGCACGAGACAUGAACAUCCAAGGUCAGACGCCCAAGGACGGAAAGCCCAAGGUGGUUAGGAAUGUUCAUACAAAACGUCUUAGCGAAGACACUAUGGACAUGUCACUGCCUCUUCCGUCUCCCGAGCCCUUACCUCGCGCUACACCUCGCAGUAACAGGAAGUCGACAGCAGAUAUGACGAUAGAUGAACUGGUUGAGAAGUACUCGCCAGAGAAACCGCAGUUCGAUCGUCUUGCUCUGCCUUUGGGUGUUGGUGCGCUGAACUUUGGUUCGAGCAAGCCUGAGAUGAAACCCACAGCAAGCUCAUCCAAGACUGGAGCUAGAAUUACCAGUCUAAGUGAUGACAGGCUAGCCAAAGCACAAGCACGUAUCGAGGCUAGAAGACUGUCCAAGUUGGCUGCAGCAUGA